This is a messenger RNA of Linum tenue, 2838 nucleotides long. The record is from the annotation of a GenBank genome assembly. Lineage: Eukaryota; Viridiplantae; Streptophyta; Magnoliopsida; Malpighiales; Linaceae.
CCCCACUUUUUGCUCGUUGUCAGUUCAUCUCUCGUCCUCCCCAGAUCAACCAAAAGUUCAAAAGGUGGGAUCGAGGAUCAAGAGAGCAAAAACCUAAUCGAGACUCUUCAAAAAGGUCACUCAAAAAGGCUACCCCCUUCUCUCUCGUAGAUCGUACCCCGAUGGUGAUUGAAGAGGAAAACGAGACUAUAAUAAUGGCGAACCAGGUUGCCAAGGUCAGAAGAACCAAGAUCAGCUAGUCUCUCACACUCUCUCUCUCCUAGCUUUUAGUCUUUAGAUACAGAGCCAAACAGCCUUGGGAAAAGAGACUCGAGCCACCAGCCCCGCCGCGAUCUCCGUUUUCCCUCGAUCGGAUUCCCGCCUAGUGAAGAAGCUAGCAGCCACACUCGUUGACUCCUGUGCCCCUUUUUCCCUUUCUUUCUCCUUGGGUUUAAAUUCCAUGGCGGCCACCAGAAACAGCAGCAGCGUCAACCAAACCCCGGACAACAACGACGGCCGGCGAAUGGAGAGAAAGAGGGUCGCACCACCGUCCGAUCAAAUGCUGCAGCAGCAGAACCACCGUCGUUAUCAUCGCAGGACAGACGAUGAUGGCAGCAGGCAACAGCAGGUCAUGAAUACGAUCGCCAUUAAUAAUACCGCAUUUACACCCCACCCGUUUCAUCUCAACCACUCCACCACAACUCCCACUCCACCACCAACAUUUACUCCUGCAACCGCCGCCGCUGCUUCCUUCGCCAACUUGUUGACCGCAAUGACCACCACCUCCACGUCAGCUCCAGCACCGCCUCCAACUCAAAUCACCAAUCCCAACAACAACAACAACAACUUUGCCGCACCACCGUCGGCGGCGGCGGCGGUGUGCGGCUUCUCCGGCCUCCCUCUGUUCCCUCCGGAUCAGAGGCAAGUUCCGGUGAUCACGAGUAAUAUUCCUGCAACAGUUGGAUCGAGUCCCGUUCUGAUGGACGAUGACGAAUCCUCCGCCGCGGCGGCGGCAUGGAUCGAUGGGAUCAUCAGAGACCUCAUCCACAGCUCAGCAAACGUCUCAAUCCCCCAGCUGAUUCAAAAUGUAAGGGAAAUCAUUUACCCUUGCAACCCUAAUCUCGCCGCCUUGCUCGAGUACCGGCUCCGCAGCCUGCUCGACCCGGGCCCAAGCCCAAUCCCAAUCCCGGCUCGCGGAGAGCCCGCCCUCCUACUUCCUUCCACCAGGCCGCCUCCUCCUCCUCCGCCGCAGCCGCCGCAGCAACGAAUCUACCACAAUAACAGCUCCGCCUCCGCCGCGGCGGUGGCCUCUGCAAAAUUCAACGUUGUCACUUCCUCAUCGGGAUCCGAAAUUCAAAAUCAAGAUGACGAUAGAUCUGGAUCUGGUUCCGUUCCGGAACCGGAAGCGGUGACGGCGGCGGCGGAACAGGAGAAGCGGAUGCGGCGGAGGAGCGACGAGAAGGCGGAGAAGGAGCAGCGGAAGAGGGACGAGGAAGGGCUGCACCUCCUGACGCUGCUCCUCCAGUGCGCCGAGGCGAUCUCGGCGGACAACCUGGAGGAGGCGAGCAGGAUGCUGCUCGAGAUCUCGGAGCUCUCCACCCCGUACGGGACCUCGGCGCAGCGCGUGGCGGCGUACUUCUCGGAGGCGAUGUCGGCGAGGCUGGUGAGCUGCUGCCUCGGGAUGUACGCCGCCGCGCUGCCGCCCGGAUCGGCCCCGCCGAGCCACUCCGCGAGGAUGGGGACGGCGUUCCAGGUGUUCAACGGGAUCAGCCCCUUCGUGAAAUUCUCCCACUUCACCGCCAACCAGGCGAUUCAGGAGGCGUUUGACGGGGAGGACAGGGUGCACAUCAUAGAUCUGGAUAUUAUGCAAGGGUUGCAGUGGCCCGGCCUGUUUCACAUUCUGGCUUCGCGGCCCGGUGGGCCGCCGAAGUACGUCCGGCUCACUGGGCUUGGGACCUCGUUGGAUUCGCUUCAGGCGACGGGGAGCCGGCUGUCGGAUUUCGCACGGAAGCUCGGUCUUUGUUUUGAGUUCUUUCCGGUUGCGGAUAAGGUCGGGAAUGUGAGCCCGGAGAAGCUGAACGUGAGUAGGAGGGAGGCGGUCGCCGUUCACUGGUUGCAGCACUCGCUCUACGACGUCACUGGCUCGGACCCCAAUACGCUCUUGCUCUUGCAGAGGUUGGCGCCGAAAGUGGUGACGGUGGUGGAACAAGACCUGAGCCACGCGGGCUCGUUCCUCGGCCGGUUCGUGGAAGCGAUCCACUACUACUCCGCCCUAUUCGACUCGCUCGGAGCGAGCUACGGUGAAGAGAGCGAGGAGAGGCACAUGGUGGAGCAGCAGCUGCUGUCCAAGGAGAUACGCAACGUUCUGGCCGUGGGAGGGCCGUCCCGCCGCGAAGCGGCCGCCGCCGUGGACGACGAUCACGCGGCGGCGGUGGUGAAAUUCCACAGCAGCUGGAGGGAGAAGCUGCAGGAGUCAGGUUUCACGGGCGUGUCUCUUGCAGGGAAUGCAGCAACGCAAGCUACGUUGCUGCUUGGGAUGUUCCCUUCGGAUGGUUACACUUUGGUGGAGGACGGCGGCGCGCUGAAGCUUGGUUGGAAGGAUCUUUGUUUGCUUACUGCUUCGGCAUGGAAACCCCGGCCGCAGAUGCCGCCGAGUUCGGCGUCUUCGUCGCCGGCGGCGGCCGGUUACCUUCACCUUCAUCCUCAUUCCUUGCUUACUGCGUAGAUAUAGCUACCUGUUCUUCCAUCUUGUUGUUAACCAUUUAUGUAUUUGUCAUGCUACGUAUUUUUCGGUGCACCAUUUCUAUGAGAAGUUAAAUUCAUAUUAGUUUGAUGGCCUACGCUUUGCAUUGGGUAAAA